AUGGUAACACUAGAUAAAACACCGUACGAAAUACUUGAUGUUCCUGAAGAUAUUGACUAUGAUAAAUUAUGUGAAGUCUAUCGAACGAAAAUUCAUGAACAUCUCCAAAAGAAAAUUUCAGCAAUCAAUUAUCGACAUAUCUGUCGAGCAUACGAAACAUUAUCUGAUUUCGAUAAACGUAAACAUUAUGACUCUCACAACGAAUGGAUUUCUGAAUUGUCAAUUGAUGAAUAUACUCUACAACAACUAGCUGCUGAACCUGAUCUAAUACGCGAUCUAAAACAACGACUACGUAGUGCUAAUUUAACAAUACUCAACGCUCAAGAUCCUAUAACAGGUCACACAACACUUUAUAGUGCAGCUCGUACUGGUAAUAUAGAAGCUGUGAAGUUUUUAACUGAAGAAGGUGCAGACUCGGAUUUAUCGCAACGUAUACAAAGUACUGCAUUACAUGCUGCUUCUUUUUAUGGACAUGCUGAUAUUGUUCGAUAUCUUUUGGAAAGUGGAGCCAAUUAUCGAAUAGCGAACUCAUAUGGUCGUACUGCUGAGGAAGAAGCUUAUAAUGAUUAUGUGAAAAAUGUAUUUAUUGUAUUUAAACAAAUCGAUUACGUACGAGUAGCUGCAAAUGAACUCGAUUGGUUUCUAAAGAAUGGUUUAAAACAAUGUCAAGAUACAACAUAUUUUGCUCAACAUCAAACAUUAUUACAUUGUGCUAGUAAAAAAGGUUAUUUCGAACUAGUUCGUUGGCUUAUAGUACAAUGUUCAGCUAAUAUGGAUCUUAUUGAUUUCAAUGGAAAUUCUGCUCUACAUCUCGCUGCUUACGGUGGUCAUAUUCCUAUUGUUGAUUAUCUUCUCAAUCGUGGCUGUGAUCCAACUCUUAGAAAUCGAUGGGGUACAACAGCUGAAGAACAAGGUACUAAACAUGAUAGUCGUAUUACUGAUAUAUUCAAAUGUAUGCGUGAACGUGAUAUGUUUGAAAUGGCACGAACAGGUGUAGAUUGGUGGUUUUAUUAUUAUUUCGAUAAUAAAUCCAAAGAUAUUAUUGAUUCUAAUGGCAUAAGUUUAUUAUAUUAUGCAUGUCGUUUUGGACAAUAUUCUGUUGCGAAAUGGUUAUUAGAACAUGGAGCUAAUGUUAAUAUUCAAAUGAAAGAUAAACCAAAAAAUACUCCAUUACAUGGUGCAAAAGUUCAUGAUCAUUUUUUAAUUGUCGAACUUUUACUUGAAUAUGGUGCAGAUGUCAAUAUUAAAAAUGAUUUCGGAACUACUGUCUUUAAUGAAGCAAUAUCUGAAAAAGUAGAUAAAGAUUCAUCGAAGAAAAUUAACGAAAUUUUACUUCAAUAUCAACGUAAUUUAAAAAGUCAUAAACUAAUAGAUGUAUAUAUAUAUUUAGACGAAGGUAACGGAGAAGAACCGAUAGUACGACUACAAAUAAAUCACAAGACUGUAUAUGAAGAUCUACUACAAACAUUACCUGAAAACCUACAGAACGAAAAAUGCUAUUUCUCUAUCGCUGGACGUCCGCUAAAUUUCGAAAAACCAAAAACACGUGUAAUGUCAGCUGUAUAUUGUGCACGCUAUGCAACUUCGAAACUUGUGGACACGCCACUUCGUCUCACUCUUCACAAGACAUUAUUAGAUAAAACACGUCAUCAAUUUACUCGUCAAGAUCAUCAACUUGAACCUCGUCAAUUUGCGUCUAUAUUUAAGAAACAAAAUGAAUCCAGCCUCUUUUUAUUGAAAGGUUCAUUUACAGACAUACAAACGUUCAACAGCGAUAAUUUAACAUUUACUUUCUCAGCUAAUUGUGUCACAGAUGAUGUUACAUUUAAAGUCACAACACUUUGCUCAUCUGAUGUUCGAAAAUAUGGCUUACCCGAUGCUAUUUGUUUUUUCGAAACAACUCUUUUCAAUGCUAAAAAAUCUGAUACACUUCUCGCACUACCUGUCGUAACAAUUACUCAUCAGUCAAAUGCUCGUUUAUACACAUUAGCAAUGCCUUCAUCUUAUUGGUUUAGUUCUGAGGCACGUCCAAACAAACUACCUAUGUUUGGUGGUAUUCAUGCAUUCAUACGUCAUGUUGAUAUCAUUCCGAAUAAACUUACUCUACCACCAGAUAUAUUUAUCGCAGCUGCUCUUGGACAACCAUUGACAUCACGAGACACUCCUAUACCUUGUACAUGCCUGGUUCUCUGCGAACGAGAUACUAAGUCAUUUCCGCAUGUAGCAUAUCAUGGAACGACUAUUGAAGCUGUCCGAUCAAUACUUACCGAUGGACUGAUCAUACCUGGUACGAUAACAACCAGCGGAAAACGUAUCAAUCCGUCUAAAAAUCAUAUCGCACGUAACGUAAAAUUUUUGGGUAUACCUGAUUUUGCUACUGCCAUUUUUGUAAGUCCCAGCGUGUAUUAUAGUUCGAAUUCAUCAUAUACAAGUGCAUUUUCUUAUGGUGGUCACCAAUUGAUACCCGUACUAGAAUGCAGUAUCAAAGAAAAUGGUUUCAGUAUAAAUAGAUGUACUGUGAGCAGCUAUAAUGCACAUCCAAGUGACGAUCUUACAACUAUCGAGUGGUGA
Messenger RNA from Rotaria sordida, 2571 nucleotides. The record is from the annotation of a GenBank genome assembly. NCBI's taxonomy places the organism in Eukaryota, Metazoa, Rotifera, Eurotatoria, Philodinida, Philodinidae.